AUGAACACUAGAUCUCGACGGAGCAACCGCAACGAAGAUCUUCUCAUCCUGUCCAACGCAGAACUUGCGAGAGUAGAACGAGCAAACAGACAACAAAGGCCUAAUCCAGCCGAUAUGGGCGAUAACGGCAAUCCGAACAUGGCUGCUCAGUUGCAGCAACUCCAGCAGCAGAUAGAGCAGAUGCGGAAGGCUCAACAAGAUAGAGAACCGCAACCACGUGCUGCCUAUUGGAGACAAGGACAACCCGCAUACCUUCUAUCAAAACCGAACUUUGAGGAGAUAUGCAGCACGACUGGCUCGAAUGGAGUACCAGCUGACUUUCUGAAGUGCAAGCUAUUCCCGUUCUCACUUGCCAACAAAGCAUCUCGCUGGCUGAAGUCAUUACCACCUGGGUCUUUGACUUCAUGGGCCCAAGUUAGAGCAGCGUUUCUGGACCACUUCUACACGAAGCCAAGAAUGCAGCUCUAA
Messenger RNA from Microthlaspi erraticum, 468 nucleotides. The record is from the annotation of a GenBank genome assembly. Lineage: Eukaryota; Viridiplantae; Streptophyta; Magnoliopsida; Brassicales; Brassicaceae.